ACAUUCUUUCAAGGCCAGCCAUGGAAAUACCUAUAGUGUUAAGGGGAGCUAGUUUGGCCCUUUUAAUCCUGUUGACAUUGUUGCCACCUUCAAGGGUGUACUCCACUGAAUACAGGCCUCUGUGGCGUGAAGAGCAUAACCGACAAGCCGUGAGGCAAAGGUAUGACAGAUGGGCAGAACAAUAUGGCCGAAACUACGGAAGCGAAGAGGAGAAGGAACUUCGGUUUCAAAUUUACCAUAUGAACCUUCUGUUCAUCGAACAAGUGAACUCCCAAAACUUUUCUUACAAGCUUACUGACAACAAAUUUGCAGAUAUGAUGAAUGCGGAGUUUAGACUUAGGCUCCUAGGUUAUAGACCCCUGUUGCAUAAUCAAACAAGCUUCAGGUUUGGCGGGCCUAUGCUCGUGCCAAAACAAGUCGAUUGGAGAAAAAAUGGCGCCGUCACUCCAGUCAAGGAUCAGGGCCAGUGUGGAAGUUGUUGGGCAUUCUCUUCCGUAGCAGCUGUGGAAGGUGUCAAUCAAAUCAAAACAGGGGAAUUGGUAUCUCUAUCAGAACAAGAGCUUGUGGACUGUGAUGUUAACACGGGGAAUCAAGGUUGCAAUGGUGGAUACAUGGAAAAGGCAUUUCAAUUUAUCAAAAGGAAUGGAAUAACCACCAAUGGAAAAUAUCCUUACAGAGGCGCUAAUGGCAGGUGUGAUGAAGACAAACUGAGAGGCCGAAGAGUGAAAAUAAGCGGCUAUGAAAAAGUACCUCACAAUGACGAAGAAAGACUGCAAGCUACAGUUGCUCACCAACCUGUCUCCGUCGCAAUUGAUGCUGGUGGUAGCGAGUUUCAAUUCUAUUCUCAUGGCAUCUUCAAUGGCCGAUGUGGAACAGACCUCAAUCACGGAGUAACAGUAGUUGGCUACGGAGAAGAAGAUGGCAAAACUUACUGGCUUGUGAAGAAUUCAUGGGGAACAGAAUGGGGCGAAUCCGGUUAUGUAAGAAUACACCGUGGUUCGGUAGACGGGCGAGGUACAUGCGGUAUUGCCAUGGAGGCCAGCUACCCUGUGAAGGACUGAUAAAAACUUGAUAAUUUACAUAUGGUUUGCAGGAAAAAUAAAUGUCAUCUUAUCCGGCCGUAACUUAUACAGGAAAUAGCAACUAUUCUACUGUGGUUAUUCAAAUUAACCAUAUAUGAAAUUUACAUGAAAUGGACCUG
Messenger RNA from Morus notabilis, 1201 nucleotides. Its product is annotated as ervatamin-B. The record is from RefSeq and is a predicted model, not a curated record. Lineage: Eukaryota; Viridiplantae; Streptophyta; Magnoliopsida; Rosales; Moraceae. Bases 21 to 1061 code for a protein of 346 amino acids. The transcript is spliced from 2 exons. Gene Ontology annotation, cellular component: lysosome. Gene Ontology annotation, molecular function: cysteine-type endopeptidase activity.